This is a messenger RNA of Pomacea canaliculata, 665 nucleotides long. RefSeq names its product cysteine and glycine-rich protein 2-like. Bases 48 to 620 code for a protein of 190 amino acids. Gene Ontology annotation, molecular function: actinin binding; structural constituent of muscle. The transcript is spliced from 5 exons. Gene Ontology annotation, cellular component: cytoplasm; nucleus; Z disc. NCBI's taxonomy places the organism in Eukaryota, Metazoa, Mollusca, Gastropoda, Architaenioglossa, Ampullariidae. The record is from RefSeq and is a predicted model, not a curated record. Gene Ontology annotation, biological process: muscle tissue development; sarcomere organization.
GGUUAAUUGUUUCUGUACAGAUAACAGCGGCUUGAGAACCCGACAACAUGCCAUUCAAACCUCCAGAGCAGGCCAGGUGCCCCAAGUGCGGCAAGUCGGUCUACGCGGCCGAGGAGAAGGUUGCUGCCGGCCAGAAAUGGCACAAGUUCUGCUUCAAGUGCGGUUUGUGCAACAAGCUUCUAGAGAGCACCAACGUGGCGGAGCCCGAGGGUGAGCUGUUCUGCAAGGUGUGCCACGGCCGUAAGUACGGUCCCAAGGGCUACGGCUUCGGCGGCGGUGCCGGCGCUCUGGGGAUGGACAAGGGAGAGCGAUUUGGCAACGUGGAGUGCGAAAUGGACACCAAACCCAGGGAGCAGGUGGUUGGUGCGGGCGCCAGCAGCAGCACGGGCCCCAAGUGUCCUCGCUGCGGCAAGACUGUGUACGACGCCGAGCGCGCCAUCGGCAGCACUGUGCCAUGGCACAAGAGCUGCUUCAACUGCAAAAACUGCCACAAGUCCCUGGACUCCACCACCAUGGCCGCACACGAGAAUGAGGUGUACUGCAAAACUUGCUAUGGCAAAAACUUCGGCCCAAAAGGAUUCGGUUUCGGCCAGGGGGCUGGGACCCUGAGCAUGGGCUGAGCCAAGUCAUGUCGUCAGAUGUCGUGAGAUGUCAGACAUGGUCUU